ACAAUUCCACCAGAGUCAAUUAUUGAUGAGAGUUCAUCAGAAUUAUCUAUUUUUGAAAAUCCACCAGACUUAACUAUUGAUAACAAUUCAGCAAAGUUAGCUGUUGUCAAAACUCCUUCAGAGUCAAAAGUUGAUGAAAAUCUGCCAAAGUCAGUAAUUGUUAUGAAUCCUUUGCAAUCAGUUAUUAACAAAAAUCAAUCAAAAUCUAAUACAUUUAAAUUGUUUCCAGAACAAGCUUUUCAAUCUCUUACAAAUGAAACAAAAAUCAGCACAGAAGAGUCCGGUCUUCUAAAUUCUGAAUACACAUUAAAAGAAAAUUCUACAAAAUGUGCUUUGGCUGGUUUAAGUUGUGAAUUGAUAAAUUCAAUAUUAUUGUUCAAAUGCUCAGUGUUAAAUUGCCUAGAAAAUCAAUUUUCAACUGUAGUUUUAAUUGAUUUUUUCAAGCAUAUCAAUCAGAAUCACCAACUUGUAGUUUGGGAUGGAAAGUGUGAAACAUGUCAUGACAACUUCAAGUUGAUUUCUAAACAAUAUUAUGUAAAAAAUGCGUUAGAACACUUAAUUUCUCAUCAUUUGGUUUUAAAGAAUAAUGAACAACCCAAUCAUAUGAUGAAUUUUGGAGGUUCAAAGAGUGACCAAAGCUUAUCUUCUGUAUGUCAAAACAUGUUCAAAAAUACACCAAUUGUUGAAAAGUUAAUUAGAGUUCGUUGUUCACGUUUACCUGGUGAUUCAUUAUCCACUCGUAAAACUUCAAUGACAAGUGAAGAAAAAUCAAAUUUAUUUGAAGAUAGUCGUUUGUUUGACUUAAAAAAUGACUUAACAGAGGGAAUAAUAGGAAAUGUCAGUUGUAAAAAAAUAAAUAAUAUGUUAUUAUUCCAAUGUAUUGAUGAAUCAUGUCCAAAUACAUGUUCAACAAUAAUUUACAAUGAUUUUGUAAAACAUAUCCAAUCAUAUCAUAAGUUAACCAGUUGGAAUGGAAUGUGCAGUAUUUGCGGAUGUGGAUUUUGGAGAAAUUAUAAUUAUCUAUACAUGGAAAAUGCUCUAGAACAUUUAGUAUCUUGUCAUUUAAUUGAAUGUCAAAAAAGUGUACAUACUAAUUAUAAGCCUAGUGAUUCAAGUAUAAGCAAUAUUUGUGAUAUGCCCGUUAAUAACCCACCAAAUGAUGAUACAAAUUCCAUUAACAAAAAUGAUUUUAUAAAACACAAUGUAUUUGAAAACUCUGAACAAUCUAGCCAUAUGUUGCUUAGUAACCAGUGUGAUGAAACAUCAGUGAAUCUAAACAUUAAUCAUGGUUCUAAUGAUGGAAGGUUUCCGUUAAGUUCAUGCAACUUUGAUGUUGAAAAUUUAAAAAAGGAUAAAGUAAACGCUUUAAAAAUUAUCUCAAGUGCAUCUGGUAAUAAUGAUCUCAAUAUGUGGAUGAAAACGAAGACAAGUUGUGAACUUGUUCCACCAAGUUCAGAAAUAUCUCUUGAAGCAGGACAACAAAUUGUUAAUAAUGGUAUACCCAUAGAUAGUACAAUUUAUUUGAUAGACACAACAUACACAAAAGAUUAUGAUAAAAAAGUUCGAGAUUUGCCAAUGAAUGUGAUGAAAACAAAAUUAGCUUUUAAUGAAAUGUCUGCUUUACCAAGACUAUUAGGUCUUUUUAAAUGUAUGGACCGAACUUGCACAAAAAUUUUUAAUUCAAAAGAACUAUUCAAAUUACAUAUGAAAUUACAUUUUUCAAAUACAGAGAAAAAAAAAAAAAACCAAAUUUACAAUGUUGAACAGUUUAAAAUGUGUGCCUACUGCUUUAAAAUGUUUGAUGAUGAAGAGUCUUUGGCUAAUCAUAUAGUUGAUAAUUACACUUUUUGUGAAUAUUUUUGCCCUUAUUGCUUUUAUCGUGCUUAUACUGCUUCUCAUGUUUUGGUUCACCAGUCUAUAAUACAUACCAAGAUAUCCAAACAUUCUAUAAUAAAACUUGAAUAUAAUGAUGACGCUUGUAAAUACCCCAAAGAAAUGUUAAUGGUAGUAGACUUCAAGGACUUUGUAUUACCUUACAAAUGUAGUGUUGGUUACUGUGCUUUUUCUUGUUAUCUACAUAACGAAUUUAUAGAUCAUUUGAAUGAAGAACAUCAAUUAUGUGAUAAAUUUUGUUGUUAUAUUUGUGAUAAUAAAGAUGAUGGUGAAGGAUUUUUUGCUCUACAAUCAAAUUUAAUGAUUACGCAUUUCAAACUUCAUAACUUAAAUAAAUAUCAAUGUAUUUUCUGCUUAUUUGGUUGUGAAAUUAUUGAUUCAAUGAUAAAGCAUUUAGCAUUUGAACAUUUUGAAUAUGAGCCUUUAUGCUUGGAGCGUUCUACGGUAUCUGAUAAUUGUGAUUCUAAAAAUAUUAAAAAUUUGAAAAUUUUAAAAUUGAAAAAAGUUAUUGAAAAUGGAAUGAUUGAAGUAGUAAAUUUACCAGUGGAUACAGUUUCUUCUUUACCUGAAGUUUUGCCACAGAAAUCUAAAAAAAGAUCUGUAGAGUGUUCUGAUGUUCUUUCAGUAGCUAUGAAAUCUGCUUGUAUUGAUGAAGGAUCUCAACCUUUAGAUACAAUUGUUAUUACAGUUCCUGAUAGUGCACAAAUGGCAGAAAGUAGUACAUCAUUACCAUUAGCUAUUGAUAAUGAAUUUAUCAUGAUUGAUGAUGUAAAUGAAAAUGAUAUGCAAGAAUCAUUAAAAAUAAAUUGUAUUUGGUCUGAAUCUAAAAACAAAGAAAAGCGAAAAGUGUCAUCAAAUAAUGAUGUUAUUGUUAUUGAUGAUGAAGAUGAAACUAAUUUGUUAGAAAAAGAAGAGCUUGAGAGUCCAAAAAAAAGAAUGUGUUUAGAGAAAGGAGAAUCAACCAAUGGAUCUAUUAAGGUUAAACGAUUGGCAUUUCCAAUUAUUGAAUUAGAUAAAUUAUUUGUCUGUAAAGAAUGUGAAAAAAUUUUCUCAAAUGGUGACAUUUAUCAUGCACAUCUAAAUGUAUGUCCUUUUUGGGAUAGUGUUGCUGGACAGAAAUGUAUGUAUUGUGUUAAAGUAUUUAAGACUCCAUUAAACAUGAGUGAACAUAUCAAACUUCAUGGACCUGAUCGUUUCAAAUGCUAUUUAUGCAGUUUAAAUGUACCAUCUCAGCGUGCUAUUACACAUCAUAUGAAAAAUAGUCAUGGAAUUACAAAUUUAGAUUUUGUCCCUGAACGUUCUAAUUUAACUGAUUUGAAUAAAGAUAAUUUUAUUGUAUAUGAGAAUAAAAUAGUUGAGCAGAAGAAACAAAAAAUUCAUAACUUGUUUUCAUGUAACAAGUGUUCAUUUAAGGGCAACUCUCGUAAAAUUAUUAUGUCUCAUAUGAAGGCUGUUCAUAAUACCGAGCAAAAUUUAGAUUUUGAUGGUAAAUUUUAUAAAACAAUGCAAGAACUACCAAAUGAUGUUAAUAAUUCUGACAAUUCUUUAAUACCUCAACAAAAUAAACAACAAAUUACAACCUUGAAAAGAAAACGUUCUACUAAUUUUGGUUACCAGAAAGGAUUACCAAAAACAAAACAUCUUAUCAAAGACAAAACAAAAAACUUGUGUUUUUCUCCUGAUACUAUUGACAGUAUUCCUAAGUCUCAUAUAUUCUCAGAUCUGAUUGGCUGUUCAUUAUGUACAUACAAUACAAAGGUGCGUUCAAAUCUAAUUUUACAUUUGAAUGGACAUAUUAAAGGACAAGAUAACACUACUAAAGAAAUUGUUAAUCCUGUACCUUCUAUUGGGAAGUCUGAACUUAUGUUUGACAAGAUGAUAAAUCUCUCUGCUAGUUCAUUUGAUGCUAUGAAUACUGAUAAGAUGAAAAGAGAUGAACUUGAUAAGAAAAUUGUUGAAGUAGCCCCAGAUGACAAUUUUAAAACAGAUGUAUUUCCACAGUUUGUUCCAGAAAGUAAACGAUAUAAAUGUUCAAUACCUCUUUGUGAUCAUAUAUGUAUGACAGAGGAAAUGCUAAAGACACAUAUAUCAAUCCUUCAUUCCGAUUACCAGUGUUAUAUAUGUCCACAUUGUCAACCGUCAUGCAUUAUAUCCAAAACUGUAGAACGAAAUCAAAUAGAAUUUCAUUUAAUGCACCAUGGGGAAAAUUUAUAUAAAUGUCAAUACUGUGAGUAUAUUGACUUUAAUCGAGUUGAAAUGAAAACACACAUGAGAAAUACCCAUCUAUCAGAAAUAACCAAUUCAGUUCAAUCCAAUAUCAUUGUAAUCAGACAAACAAUGUUAAAAGAUAGUUGUAUUGAUAGAGGUAGAAGCAAAGCUCCAUCUAAUGUGCCUCAAUGGGUGUGCAAUAUAUGCUCUACUGGUUUAAGAUAUACAGAAAAUGAGAUAACAUCACAUAUUUUUAUGGCUCAUAAAGUAUCAAGUAUGUAUAAAUGUCCUAUGUGUCAAUUUGAAAACAAGGAUGAUAAUGCUAGUACUUUUGAAGAACAUUAUAAAUUGAAACACCCGUCAGUAGCAGUAAAGUGCUUAAGAGUAUUUGAAAUGAUUACCGAUAAAGAAGAGUUGCAUCAACAACGUUCAGGGGGUGCAGAAAACAUUUUAGAACAGCAAGCUUUAGAAAGUAUUGAACCUACACUUGUGCCUCCUACUUGUCGAGGAAUUCCUAUUGAAUCAACACCAUUGAAAAUUAACAAUAAACCUCGUGGUAUGUCAAAAAGUCCAAAAUCAGCAACUAAAAGCUCUUCAAUUCAAGCUCAUAAACAGAAAAUGUUGAUUGAUGUUUUCAAUAAGAAUGACAAGUUAGGAGAAAUAUCUUCAAAUGGUUUCUUUGUUUGUCCUAAGUGCAAUAAAUUUGAAAUUUCCAGUAUAGAACUUUUCCGUGAACACUUAUAUAAAGAAAUCAAUUAUAAAACAUGGAAAUGCUUAAAAUGUUUUGAAAUAUCUGAUUCUCCUAAGAAAAUGGCAUGGCAUGUUAAAAAACAUGGAAUUGGAAGCAAGUAUGAAAAAAUUGAAGAUGAAGAGAAAUUAAAAUGGGUUAAUCGAGUUAUUGGACAUCAGCAUUUUUUAUUAACCGAAUUCAAUAAAAACAGUAAAGAAAAACGUGUUAAAAGUGUUGAAACAAAUAAAUCUGUAGUUAAUAAUAAAAAGACAUCUUAUUCACCAGUUAAAAAAAAAAAUAUUGAACGUGAAAAAAAAGUAGUAUUUAUCUCUCAGCCAAACCCUGAUCCUGUAUUAAAUGACAAUAUCAUUAAUUUGGUAGAUGAUUCCGAUGACGAAUAAUUUGGCAAUGAAUAAUUGUCAUGUAUCUAAGACUGACAAAUUGGCUGUUAUUUAUUAAAUAAAAAUUUACUAUCAUUCCGAUAUAGUUGGAGAUUAUGUUUGAAAUUAUCAUUUCAAUAUUGAUGUUAUUUGUUUAUAUUUAAUGUGUGUUAAUAUCUCAAAA
Molecule: messenger RNA, 5395 nt
Organism: Melanaphis sacchari
Lineage: Eukaryota; Metazoa; Arthropoda; Insecta; Hemiptera; Aphididae
Exons: 23
Coding region: 163-5232 (1689 amino acids)
Biological process (GO): regulation of transcription by RNA polymerase II
Cellular component (GO): nucleus
Molecular function (GO): DNA-binding transcription factor activity, RNA polymerase II-specific; RNA polymerase II transcription regulatory region sequence-specific DNA binding
Source: RefSeq, a predicted model, not a curated record